Molecule: messenger RNA, 885 nt
Organism: Xylaria bambusicola
Lineage: Eukaryota; Fungi; Ascomycota; Sordariomycetes; Xylariales; Xylariaceae
Exons: 5
Coding region: 1-885 (294 amino acids)
Biological process (GO): carbohydrate metabolic process
Cellular component (GO): extracellular region
Molecular function (GO): cellulose binding
Source: RefSeq, a predicted model, not a curated record
AUGCCACUUCAGACGUUUGCUAUAUUGAGCCUUCUGGCUCUUGGAAUCUCAGCUAGCGCGCGGAUUGAGACAACACAAAGUCUCUAUGGACAAUGCGGCGGUUUAUCGUAUAACGGCCCAACCAAAUGUCCAAAGACCGCGACAUGUUACAAUGAUGGGACAAACCCCUGGUAUUCACAGUGUGUCAUUACUCCAUGGGACAACGGCGGAGGCAAGCCAACUUCAACCGUCGUGACAACAACCAAGACCUCCACAACGCCAGGAGGAGUUAUCACCAUCAUCACUACUCUACCUCCAGUAACGAAGACGCUAACCCCCGACGAUCCAUUCACCGAGCACCGAACCCGUGAAGAUGUCGCAUCACCAACAGACGAGACAGCUGCCGACGUAGACUCCUCGAAUAACAGCAAGCGCCAGUCCGGCCCCGGCACAACCCUCCAAUCAGGCUGGUACUGGGUCAGGGCAGUAGCAAGCCCAAACUACCACAAGUACCUCCAAACGAAGCCCACCAACAACCCGGGGACCGCCAUCCUCGAAAGCUACCGCACAGCAGGGCAAUACAAGAUCGAAGGCGGACAGCUCAUGGCCAACACGGGUACAGGCACCACGGCGCUCUACCUGCACGUCGAGAAGCCGGCAGACUUCACGCAGCGCAAGCUAGCGACGUGGUUCAAUACGACCAAGAACGACUUCGGCACCUUCGCAUGGCAGGGCGACGCGCUGACGUGGAGCACGGCGGAGGUGAAGCGGCAGAACCUAGCUGCCUGGCUUGUGUGCGCGAGCCAGGCGCUGUUCAUCAACACGGGCGCUUAUGCGUAUCAAACGCCGGCGGGGUGUGCCGACCAGACGAUCCAUUAUUACAACGACGCUCAUGCGAACGAAUAG